AUGAUACUCGUGUCGAUCAUGGCGGAGCUGCUGGAGACGUACACGGCGGCGGUGGCGCGCGCCGUGGAGCGACUGCUCUCUGCCGCGGCGCCGCGGCGCGUCCUGCCGCGCCGGGUCCGGUUCCUCGUCCUCCGGAGCCUCCCCCUCACAGCCCCACCACCGGUUGCUGCGCCGCCGCCGUCGUCGCCGUCGCCGUCCUUACCCGCUGAUCUGCUGUGA
Molecule: messenger RNA, 219 nt
Organism: Miscanthus lutarioriparius
Lineage: Eukaryota; Viridiplantae; Streptophyta; Magnoliopsida; Poales; Poaceae
Source: the annotation of a GenBank genome assembly